AAUGUAAUCAGAAAUCAUUCUUGAUUUCUGUUUAUAUACCCAUGGAUGCCCGGUUUAAGAGCAUCCAGUUUUUCUGCGUAUUUCACUAGUUUCUCUUAACUUUUGAUUUUAAUCAUAAAAAUUCUUGUAUUUACGCACUUACUCAUGGAUUUCGUUCGAUGUGUGCGUAUGGGAUAGGGUACUGGGAUAGCUGCAUUGACGGCUUUGGUAUGCGUCCCACCGCUUCUACGCACACCAGCCCGUCAGGAAACUAAACAAGAGUAGGGAUAAUGGCAAGCUAUUUGUGGCGGAAAUAUGCAGAUUAUUUGUACUCGAAGUGGGAAAAAACAAUUCUCUGGGACAUGGUUGAUCCUUACAGGCGACCCAAAUCUUUCACCCCUCUUGUUUCGCUCUAUGUCCUUGCUUUCUAUACAGGUGUCAUUGGGUCUGCUAUCACAGAGCAACUCUACAAGGAGAAGUACUGGGAAGAUCACCCUGGUGAAGCAGUGCCGAUUAUGAGGCCAAAGUUCUACAAAGGUCCUUGGAAGAUACUCAAAGGCGACAUUCCCCCUCCUGGUCAGUGAAAUAUGCAACCAACCUGUUGAACACCCACUGUAAUCUUCUGUCCUCACAGCGAUACUACUGGUUUUAAAGCAAACAGAAAAGUCCUUGUCCAACAUAGAACUUGUAUAAGCUAUUAUUGCCUGCUUGUGUUUGGAAACAGAUACUAUUAGAAAGCACUUCUCAGAAGGAUAUGAUUCGUGCUUUAUAUGCACUGUACAAGCCUUUUAAGGUUAUAAAAUGAGAUCUGAUUGUGCUA
Messenger RNA from Rhododendron vialii, 799 nucleotides. RefSeq lists its product as uncharacterized. The transcript is spliced from 3 exons. The coding region runs from base 270 to 563 and encodes 97 amino acids. The record is from RefSeq and is a predicted model, not a curated record. Lineage: Eukaryota; Viridiplantae; Streptophyta; Magnoliopsida; Ericales; Ericaceae.